AUGUCCGGUGUUCUCGGCUGCCGAAUGGGCGACUGCGGGUUACGCCCUUUAGGUCCUCCCUCAGAUGAGAUCUCUGACGAUCUCGCAGGGGUCGUGGUCCAGGCCAAGGCCGCCAGCAGAGCGCUUCCUCAACCCUCGACUGAGGCGGAGCCUCGCACUGAGCCCCCCCCCCCGGUUUCUCAUCGCGAUGGACGUUGCACCGGCGCAAAGGACGGCAACAGUGGAGCUGGACAUCUUCGAGAAGAGUUAGACUGCUUCGUGCUUUUGUAUCUUGUCCCAGUCCCUGGUCCGGCCCGAAUCCAGCCCUUGCCUGUGCCGAUGUCCUUUACUGUCAACAUGACCGACAGUCCUCCGGCAGUCACCGAGCCAGCUGCGUCUGUCACCCAGCCGUCAACCAACAGCUCGCAAGUGUCCCUCACCAGCACCAUCCACGCCGCCAUCGGUCUGCCAAACACUCACAACCCCGCGUCUCUAGCCCCAUCCUACACUCGUCCUGGCACUCUCGCCUCGAUCGCGCUCUCUGCUCCCUCGCACCAGAUACCCUCUACUACUACGCCAAACGGAAGCCCGCGAGUGUCGUUUUCGUCCACCCCUGAACACGAUCUCCCCAGACAGAGUUCCCCAUCCGCCUCAACUAACAACAAUCGCCCCGCCGUCCCGAACCCUCUCCCAGACAGAGAGGAAGGAUCGGCGACCCCAGUUGCUGAAGUCGCAGAAACUCCCUGGGUCGCUGAAGCAGAUCUCUCCGUCGCAACGGCGUUGUCUCUCUUUAACGGCGCAAACUUCAUGACUAGUCAACGCAAGCUUGUCAACUUCCUAACGUUUGCUCUUUGGAAGUCCUCAGGCAGCUCACCAGCUAGGUACUUCUUGCUCAUCACCUCUGCGUGGCUAUCACAAUCUGAAAUGUCUUCACGCCUCUAUUUUCAUUCUCUUAGGAGCCAGCUCCAGGAAGGGGUGGGACAUAUUCUACCUGUAUCUUCGCAAAGACGAUGUUCAAAGACAGAGCACGCAGGAUGCCAUGAGGACAAUCGUAAUUCUGUACUUCGUACAGCGCAUUCUGGUAUCCACGUCUUAUGGCAAAGCUCGGGGCGCAGCAAGUGGAAUCGUCGUCUCCUCUUUGCAUCGUCCUGCCUCCAUGUAAUUUCAAGCAUUGCGGCGUUUUUCCUGCUCAUUAUGAUCUGGGGCUCAUUACGGGCCGAGGUGUUUCUCAGCGUGCUGUACGCAGGUGUUGGUCUGGACAUCGCAGUCGUGCUUGCCGUGGCUUUUCUCAGCCAGCCCGAGUCCACUUCAAGGCAGGAAACCCUUCUGGUCAAAUACGGAAAUCUAUCAAUGUUGAUUCUGGGAGAAGGAAUCAUCGUUCUAGCGACCGUUUUCCAAAAGGCCAACAUAUUCGGGAACAACCUUCUUCCAUUACUCAACAGUGUGGUAAUCUGUCUCAACAUCGUUUUCCUUCUUUUCUCCAACUACAAACAUAUGGCUCCAGGCACACUAACUGCAGCUCAAGAGCUCAUGUGGAAAGUGACUCAAACUGGCCUUCACUUCGCCAAGCUGUGUCUUCUGGAAGGCAUUGCAGCCAUUCCAAGUCUAUCCGAAAACAGCGCUUCCCAGAUUGAGCAGCUAGUUCAGGAGUACGAAGGACCUACGACCGAGUGUAAGAUCGCAUCGUUCGAAGAUCUGGGACUACAACCUCCUUUAGACAUCUUCUGCCAAAGCCUCGGCUCACUAUGGAAUGACAUAGGUGGCAGUUGGCCGGGAAAUGUGAGCGACAGCUCUCGCCCAUGGCUGCGAGGAAAGGUUUGCCAGUAUACAGCCAACGCCGCCUACUCGAUUUCGCAGAGAUACAACAUCCCCUUGGACAACAGUGAAAGCCUCUACUACCGAACUCAACAUUUGAACAUUACGCUUUCGCUAUCAGCGGAUGACGCUGACGUCCUCUGCGGUGUGAAAGAACAGGUACUCAGCGACAUGACCAACUAUAUCCAGCGCGGAAGCGUUUGGAUCCUUUGGUCAGCGAUGUGCACAGGCGUUGGUCCGCGAACCGUUCGUACCGUUUUGGCGUAUGGUCCACUGGCCGCCACUUCAAUUGGUCUGUUCAUCGCCGGUGUGGUUCCCGGAACCGUCCGGAAGCUGAUGAGUACCUCUGGUGGCCCAGGUCUCCCAGCAGGUAUUGUUACAAUCGUCUAUAGUGUUUUGAACCUGUACCUGCACCCUCGGGAUCUCGGGCCGAGGAGUAGUGGCCCGGUAGUUGCCGGGUUUGGAACAGCUGCACUUCGCCCACCAACUUUCCCACUCCGUUCACUACCAAACCAUGACCGUCUCCGAUCCAGCAAGCAAGAGUCCCCGUCUAGUCUACUCGCAGUCGCCGCACGGUGGACCCUCAUCUGCGUCGCCGAGACCUCCGCGCCCAAGACGAGCAGCCCGCGCAAGCUCCGUUGUCAACCUCCUCCGCACGAAGCCGAGACGAGAUGUCGCAACUGUGCCCGCAACGAUGUUCAGUGUCAAUACUCGAACCCGCCCCCGCCACAAGCCCAGGUCGAGCAGCGACAAGACAGCGAUGAACGGCUUUUGCGGCUUGAGGCGAACGUCGACAAGCUCCUGCAGAUGAUGGAGAGUCGGUCAUCGCAGCCGGGGGUCGCACAACCGUAUCUGCCAAGCCUCCCGCCUCAAUCGCAGCUUGAGUCACAGCAUACCUUGGGUGGUCCCGAAGCUUUGAGCUUGUUCGCUGAUGUCGCCGCUUCGGCGGACGCGGUGGAAUGGCUCCCGGUUGACCCGGCACCAGCCCUCUCUCCGCAAAUGCAGUCCUCGCAGACAUCGGUAUCCCCAAACACGACCUGCUCCGAGUCUAGAAGGCAGCGUGGACUCGACGCGGUGGACGUCGCUCAAGCUCGACCUAUUCCGAAGGUGGUGUCAGGCCGGCGUAUGGCAGCGUUCACAGACCCAGAGGCGUACGAAGCGCCCUUCCGGCCACUGGCCUAUCACCCCGAAGUCUUCCGGAAUGAGGAAAUCUUGUCGACACACUCGGAAGCUGACGAGGACGCCCAUGCUCCACGCCGCCGCGGAGACCCCAUCGAUGAGGAAGUCCUUACGGAGCAGCAAGCGAGAGGGUUGUUUGACUUGUAUGUGCGCACGACAUUCCCCGCUGACACCAGCUUCGCCCACGAGAUUGCCUUCUUCAUCCCGCUAUUUCAAGAGCCGCUCCAUCUGUCCUUCGAUUCAAUCCGGAAUCGCUCAUCCUUCUUGUUCAGCACCAUCCUAGCGAUUGCAGCCAAGUACAACUCCCAGCUCACGUCCGGACAGUUGGGAGGUACUGCCCAGACUAUCGACCCCGAGAUCUGGCUCCAGGUCCGCGGUAUGGCGAUGGCGGGGUAUGUCCAGGCUAUCAUCUCGAAAGUCCACUGCCUGGAGGAUGUUCAGGCCACGGUGCUCUUGUGUGCCUGGGGUCUCCAGGAUCGAGGGGCAUCACCAGACCCGUGGAUGAUGACGGGCUCCGCGCUGCGGCUGGCUCAGCGUCUCGGCAUUCAAAACGCAAGCGUCGCACUGGCUGAAAGGAUGACAGAGCCCACACCACGCUUGCUCUCCAGCUGGAAGACUUAUCUCUUUACUGCUGGCUUCGGUCGCCCUGAAACACAGGGCUUUGACGAAGCGGCCCUCGACACCACCAUCUUGCUGGAGCAGGAUGACCCAACUGCCGCUACAGUGGCCGCUUACGUCGACCUCGCUGCCAUCGCCACCCGAUACAGCCGCUUUGUAAAUAUCCGUCUGAAGUGUGACCCUGGCUCGUGCUGGGAAGAGCUCGAGGCCAUCGGUGGCACGCUGGACGCAUUCUCGAGCAGGUGGCUGUGGGCCCCUUGGACGGUCCGCCCUUCCCAUCCGGAUGAUUUACAAUCACCUGCGGUUAUGCCUCUUCUCGAUCCCGCUCAAGCCCUUGUCGCACCCCGACAGUCCUUCAUUCUUACGCCGAACGCAAUCGGAUACGCCACAGAGAACACAGCGCUUGGCUCAAUGUCUGAAGAAGUAGUGCAGGACUUUUCCGAUGACUGCCGCGAGGACGCCGACACGACGAUCUGGCACGCAUACGACUUUGCGUUCAUGGUCCUGUCACACUCUGCGGCGGUAUUGCUUAGCCUGGCUACGACACGGAUAUGCGGCUCAGCGGACGAGUCACGGCCAGGCGUCAACCCGUCCACCGCACUGCGCUACUACGGAAUGGCGAUUUCCACCAUGAUCGAGUCGAACCGCUCAGCAAACCGCUUCCCGUGCGAUAUGGCUCGCAAUCUCUACAUGAUCGUGAAGGAGACGAGCCUUGAUAUCACCGAGUGGAUCUCGCCCACCGUCCUGGACCAGCUGAACCAAGACCACGAGGCGGCGACCACCGCCCAGGGCCCCGAGGCACUGACAGACUUCCUAGACAUCGAGCAGUUCCUGCAACCGGGCUUCUUCGACGACAUCAGUACUUGGCAACUGUGA
This is a messenger RNA of Trichosporon asahii var. asahii CBS 2479, 4467 nucleotides long. RefSeq lists its product as uncharacterized. The record is from RefSeq and is a predicted model, not a curated record. Bases 1 to 4467 code for a protein of 1488 amino acids. Gene Ontology annotation, cellular component: nucleus. Lineage: Eukaryota; Fungi; Basidiomycota; Tremellomycetes; Trichosporonales; Trichosporonaceae. Gene Ontology annotation, biological process: regulation of DNA-templated transcription. Gene Ontology annotation, molecular function: transcription cis-regulatory region binding; zinc ion binding; DNA-binding transcription factor activity, RNA polymerase II-specific. The transcript has 14 exons.